UCUGUAGGCACAUUAUAUUGCUAGAAACAGCUAUUCUCUGACAUAAUGAGAUUUUCUGGCCUUCUUUUCUUGGCGGAAUUGUAGCCUUUUUGCCUGGGGUUGUCUGUUGCAUACAAAAAUCGUAAAACAAACUCCGGUCCGAGACCUUACUUGUCUUCGGGACGUGUAGUAUUCUCCAGUAUUACAAACAUGGCAGACAUCUUCAACUUCCCCGUGUAUACCCGUGCGGUGGUCCGCCAGAUCUCCAGCAAACUAAACGAAGCGACCCGUAUGGAAGGUUUUGACGAGAUUGCUGAUGUCGACAAGGCAAAGGAAGAGCAUGCUUGUUUGGUCCAAGCGCUGAAAGAUUUGGGGUUGGAGGUGACAGUUCUCCCUGCCGAAGAUUCCAUGCCGGACUGUGCCUUCGUGGAGGAUUGCUGUGUCGUGCUGGGGAAUAGAGCGCUGGUGACAAGGCCCGCCGAUGAUUGUAGGCGGCUGGAGGUUGACAGUAUAAAGCGAUGCAUGACUGACCUUGGACUUGAAGUACACAGGAUCGCUGCUGACUCUGAGGCCACCCUUGAAGGCGGUGACGUCAUCUUCACAG
Messenger RNA from Branchiostoma belcheri (Belcher's lancelet), 583 nucleotides. Its product is annotated as N(G),N(G)-dimethylarginine dimethylaminohydrolase 1-like. NCBI's taxonomy places the organism in Eukaryota, Metazoa, Chordata, Leptocardii, Amphioxiformes, Branchiostomatidae. The annotation marks the transcript as partial. Gene Ontology annotation, biological process: arginine metabolic process; positive regulation of nitric oxide biosynthetic process. The record is from RefSeq and is a predicted model, not a curated record. The transcript is spliced from 2 exons. Gene Ontology annotation, molecular function: dimethylargininase activity; amino acid binding.